Miscanthus lutarioriparius is the source of this 453-nucleotide messenger RNA. Lineage: Eukaryota; Viridiplantae; Streptophyta; Magnoliopsida; Poales; Poaceae. The record is from the annotation of a GenBank genome assembly.
AUGGACAGUGCCAAGGCUUUCUAUGAGGAAGAGUCUGAUGAUGGUGAGUUUAAACUUGAAGCUUGUUGGAAGGUUCUUCGAGAUCAACCAAAGUGGCAUGCAUACAAUGAGGACCUUAAUGGAUCUCACAAAAGAAAGUAUUCUGAGGCAGAAACUAUUGACCUGACAGCCUCUGCUGAUGCGGUCACUGAUCUGCAGCGUCCAAUUGGGUGUAAGAAAGCUAAGGAGGAACUCAACAGGAAGGGAAAGGGGAAGGUUUCUUCAUCAAUUAUGGAUGAGAUUGACAAACUAAUAGAAGGUAAACAGAUACUGGACAGACACCAACAAAUUGCCGCUGACAAGAAGGAAUCAGCAAGGCUGACCCACCUUGCACCCCAAGAGAAUAAGGAGGCAAAACUACUUGAAAAAGAAGGAAAAAAGCAUGAUAAGGAAUCCAAAUUGUUGGAGACAUAA